Molecule: messenger RNA, 2655 nt
Organism: Rotaria sordida
Lineage: Eukaryota; Metazoa; Rotifera; Eurotatoria; Philodinida; Philodinidae
Source: the annotation of a GenBank genome assembly
AUGGGCAAUGAAUCAUCAGUUCAAAGCAUUGAAGACAGACAAUCUGUAAAAACAAAUGAUGAUGAAAAUAAAGAAAGUAUAACACUUAUUUGGUUUGAUCCAAAUAUUGGAUCGAACGAAGAUCCUAAAAAACUAAAACAAACAUUGCGUCAUAUAAAUGAUUAUGUCAUUUUUGCUAGUGAUCGUGAGCAAUGUAUUACAUUUAUUGAAUCAAUUCAUCAAGAAAGAAUUUUUUUAAUUACUUCAAGAUCAAAGGCAUUACAAAUUUUACCUCGAGUUUCUUCGCUCCGUCAAAUUGAUUCAAUUUUUAUAUUUUCUAUGGAAAAAAGUCAAGAUGAUUAUUUAUUAAAUAAUUAUUCAAAAAUUAUUGGAAUUUAUAUUAAUCUUGAUGAUUUAUGUAGAGUAAUAAAAGAACAAAUUAAUCUUGUUGAUAGACAAAUACAAACUUUUUCAUUUUUUGAUCAAUAUCAAAAAUUAACUGAAGAUUUAUCCAAAGAUUCAACGGAAUUCAUUUGGUUUCAAUUAUUUAAUUAUAUACUCUCUACUCUGUUACGAGAUCAACAAGCUAAACAACAAAUGAUUCAAAUAUGUAAAGAUUAUUAUCAUGGAAAUAGAAAAGAAAUAGAAUUAAUUCAUCAAUUUGAGCAAAACUAUCGAUCUAAAGAUGCACUUCUUUGGUAUUCAAAACGAUCAUUUAUUUAUAAAUUAAUUAAUAAAGCUUUACGAACUAAAGAUAUUGAUUUAUUACAUAAACUUCGAUUUUUUAUUCGAGAUCUUUCUGAAAAUCUUCAACGUGAACAUGAAAAAAUUUUAUUUUCAAACGAAACAACUUUAAAUGUUUAUCGAGGAAUUAAACUUAGCAAAGAAGAAUUUGAUAAAAUAAAACAAAAUCAAGGAAAACUUAUUUCAACAAAUGGAUAUUUCUCAACUAGUCGACUAAAAUCAUUUGCAUCAAAUUUUGCACAAAAAUCAACAAAAAGAACAACUGAUCGUGUUUCUAUUCUUUUUCAUAUUCAAUGUGAUAUUAAACAUAUUGAUAAAAAUAUAACUUUUGUUGAUAUUGAUCAAUAUAGUGAUUAUCCAUAUGAACAAGAAGUUUUAUUUGAUUUAAAUACUUGUUUUCAAAUUGAAUCUAUACAAGAAAAUGAAUCAAUACAAAUAAUUAAAAUGAAUCUUUCAAAUGAAGGACAAAAAAUGACUAAAGAUUACAUUGAAUUAAUACAAAAAGAAACAGAAGGAAUGAAUAUUUCAAUUAUUUUUGGAAGAUUAUUAAAUGAUUUAGGUGAAUAUGAUAAAUCACAAAAAUAUUUUCAACAAUUAUUAUGCAAUAAUACUCGAAAUGAGGAUCAUGCUUGGAUUGAAUUUAAUAUUGGUGAAGCUCUUUAUUGUAAAGGUGAAUGGAAUCUAGCUCGAGAAUAUUAUGAUUAUGCAUAUGAUCGAAUGAUGAAGAGUAAACCAGCACGAAUAAAAGGUUCUGCUCGUGUUCUCAAUAAUAUUGGUACUAUUCUUGAUAAUGAAGGAAAAUAUGAUGAAGCUCUCGAUUAUUAUCAACGAUCAUUAAAACUUAUCGAGGAAUUUUAUCCAUUUUGUCAUGCCGAUAUUGUUACAAGUCUCGAAAAUAUUGGUCUAGUUUUCUGUAAACAAGAAAAAUAUGAUCAAGCUCUUGAUUAUCAUAAACAAGCAUUAGAAAUUCAACAGAAACUUUAUUCAUCUAUUCAUAUCAACGUUGCUACAAGCCUCAAUUACAUUAGUAUCAUUCUUCGUAAUCAACAAAAAUAUGAUGAAGCUCUGAAUUAUAAUCAACAAGCAUUAAAAACUCAACAGAUACUUUAUCCAUUUGGUCAUGUGAAAAUAGCUUAUAGCUUCAAUAACAUUGGUACUAUUCUUUAUGAUCAAGAAAAGUAUAAUGAAGCAUUCGAUUAUUUUCAGCAAGCAUUGAAAAUUCUGGAGAAAUUUUAUCCAUCUAGUCAUGAGACCAUUGCUACAAAUCUCAAUAACAUUGGUAUGGUUCUUCGUAAUCAAAGAAAAUACGAUGAAGCUCUAAAUUAUCAUCAAAAAGUAUUGGCAAUUCUACAGAAAUUGUAUCCAAUUGGUCAUGAGGAUAUUGUUCAUACCCUUAACAAUAUUGGUGAGAUUCAGUAUUGUAAAGAAAAGUAUGAUGUAGCUCUCUAUUAUUAUCGACAAGCAUUGAAAAUUCAAGAGAAUCUUUAUCCAACUGGUCAUAUUGACCUUGUUGGAAAUUUUAGCAAAAUUGGUGUUAUUCUCAAUAUUCAAGGAAAAUACGCCGAAGCUCUCGAUUAUCAUCGACGCGCAUUCAAACUUCAACAAGAAUUUUAUCCAUUGGGUCAUGUUAAUAUGGCUUAUAACUUCAAACACAUAGGUGAUAUUCAUUUUGAUCAAGAAAAGUACGAUAUAGCUCUGUACUACUAUCAACAAGCAUUAAAAAUUCGUGAAAAAUUCUAUCCAUCAGUUCAUGUAGACAUCGCCUCCAGUUUGAAUAAUAUUGGCCUUUGUUAUGAAAAUCAAAACAAGCAAAAUCUAGCACUUGAAUACUAUCAACGUGCAUUAACUAUUUAUGAAAAAUUUCUUCCUGUUCACGAUUCAAAUCGUCAUAGAACUGAGCAUAGAAUCCUUGAACUAACUAGAAAAGCUUGA